UCCAAGAUGGCGAACGAUUAGCCGUUGUUAUCCUAUUGUUUAUACUACGCAUCUUGACACAUAGCAACGUUUUAUUUCACACUGUGCCAUACCACAGGUCAUACGUAAACGUGUCCUUAGAAAGUGAGAAUGUCGCGUAAGCCAGCAGGGCAUAAAACAGAUGAAAAUAUAUCCGAAAAAGUUCGUAAAAUGAAAGAACGACAAAGAUUAUGGAUGGAAGAGAGGGAAUCUGCGAAACACUCAGACAGCUCCAAAAAAUCUUCUCGGUCACCGUCUAAUGGUCUUCAAUCAAGAAAAAAACAAACUAAUGAUAAUGGGAGUAAAAACAAUAGUCUAGCAUGGAUAUCUAAGGACGAUUACCAGGUGUCAAGUAGAAAGCAUGGGGGAAAAAAUAGUCGCGGUGGUAGCAGUAGCAGAGAUUUAUUGUCUAGAGAAUCUGGUUACGGUUCUCCGCCUUCUUUAAAUAAUAAACGUAACCUUGACAGCAAUCGCUCCCGCGAAUCGCGACGAUCUGAAACUUCUAUCGCAGGAUAUGAUGAUGGACAGCAUAAGUCCACCAGGGCUCCAAAUUCUCCAGUUGGUAAUCAGUAUAGUUCGUUGAACAAUAAUCGUACUACAACUGAGCUAGGAGCGGAUUCGUUUAAUAAUCUUGCCGAUAAAAUAGCGGAACGGUUGCAAGUGAAAGAGCAGAAAAGACAGGAAACAAAUGAACCGGUUGCAACUGGUCAUAAAAGUGAAAAACCAAUGUCAAGUCAUAUAUGUUCAGGUUGUCACAACCUAAUGGCUUCACCCCAUUCUCCAGUGGCAAUCAUACCUUGUGGACACACAUUUUGUCAGAUAUGUGUUUCAGAGUACUCCAAGUGCCCACAAUGUCAGUCAGAGGUAUUCUCAACAGCACCAAAUACAGUCAUGCAACAGAUUAUUGAAGACUUCAGAAAGAAACAAGAGAAAGAAAGACUUCAUCAAUUAGAAGAACAGACAAGAAAAUAUGUUGAGGAAUAUCAGAAUUUGAAUUUAAGAUGUGAAGGUUUAGCAGAUGAAGCAGACAGGAUAUUAAACUCCAUGGAAUCCAUAACAGAGGAUAUUUUAAAAGAAAAAAGAGUGGCGAGAAAGCUAGAAAAGGAAAACAGUGAUGUUCAAAAUAAGAUAAAAGAGUUAGAAUUAGAAUUUCAUCAAAACGAGGAACUCGUAAAAGAAUCUUCAUCCAAUUGUCAUGCUUUAGAAAAGAGCUAUGACGAAGAAAAAGACAAAUUGACACUGAUAGAAGAAACAAUUAAAACAAUUAGAAAUAGCAAGGAGAGAGCUAAAAUAAUGAUUCAAAAUUUAGCUCCUAAUCUAAAACUUGACGAUACAUUUUAGUUAUGAUAGUUACCAUGUGAAAAAUGUACAAGAUUUAAAAAAUA
Dendronephthya gigantea is the source of this 1403-nucleotide messenger RNA. RefSeq names its product nucleoporin nup211-like. Gene Ontology annotation, molecular function: ubiquitin protein ligase activity; single-stranded DNA binding. The transcript is spliced from 2 exons. NCBI's taxonomy places the organism in Eukaryota, Metazoa, Cnidaria, Anthozoa, Malacalcyonacea, Nephtheidae. Gene Ontology annotation, biological process: DNA damage tolerance; protein monoubiquitination. The record is from RefSeq and is a predicted model, not a curated record. Bases 130 to 1359 code for a protein of 409 amino acids.